Messenger RNA from Saprolegnia diclina VS20, 768 nucleotides. RefSeq lists its product as hypothetical. Gene Ontology annotation, biological process: poly(A)-dependent snoRNA 3'-end processing; U4 snRNA 3'-end processing; exonucleolytic trimming to generate mature 3'-end of 5.8S rRNA from tricistronic rRNA transcript (SSU-rRNA, 5.8S rRNA, LSU-rRNA). The transcript is spliced from 5 exons. Gene Ontology annotation, cellular component: cytoplasmic exosome (RNase complex); nuclear exosome (RNase complex). Bases 1 to 768 code for a protein of 255 amino acids. Gene Ontology annotation, molecular function: RNA binding. NCBI's taxonomy places the organism in Eukaryota, Oomycota, Saprolegniomycetes, Saprolegniales, Saprolegniaceae. The record is from RefSeq and is a predicted model, not a curated record.
AUGGCCGAAGAGUUCCUCUUGAGCACCGAGAAGAGCAUCGACUUGGCCUUCAAGCCCGCGACCGUCCUGCCGGGCGACGACGUCACCAAGCAUAUUGCCAACCUCUCGCAGAAACUGCGCCUCGGCGCCGGGCUCAUCGCCAACGGCAAUGCCAUCACGAGUACUAACGCCGGCGUGCUGCGCUACCGCCCGCCCAACCGCUACUGGCUUGACUACAACCACAAGCGUUAUGUACCCGCUGUCGACGAUGGUGUUGUGGGCCUUGUCGUCGACCGCAACGCCGAGUUCUACCGCUUGGACAUUGGCGCCUCGUCGUAUGCAACGCUGGGAAUGCUUGCGUUCGACGGCGCCAGCAAGCGCAACCGCCCGAACUUGCAGCCGGGUGCGCUCGUCUACUGCCGCGUCUUGAGCACAAACCAAGACCUGGAGCCGGCGCUGACGUGCGAGGCUCCAUCCCACAUGUCGAAGAAGGACUGGAUGACGGGCUUGGCUCUGUACGGCGAACUCAACGGCGGCUACGUCUUUAAGGCUUCGAUCGGGCUCGCAAAGAGCUUGCUGAAGGACGACUGUGCCGUUUUGAGUGCCCUGGGCAAGGCGAUGCCGUUCGAAGUCGCUGCGGGCUUCAACGGUCUUGUGUGGGUCAACUCGUCGUCGUGUCAUGACACAAUUUUGAUUACGAAUGCGAUCCUCAACUCGGAAGGACUCCCGGAUGCCCAGGUCGAAGCCAUGGUGGACAAGCUUAUCAGCGACCAGGGUACCCAGCAUUAA